Messenger RNA from Ipomoea nil (Japanese morning glory), 982 nucleotides. RefSeq lists its product as uncharacterized. Bases 86 to 688 code for a protein of 200 amino acids. Lineage: Eukaryota; Viridiplantae; Streptophyta; Magnoliopsida; Solanales; Convolvulaceae. The record is from RefSeq and is a predicted model, not a curated record. The transcript is spliced from 5 exons.
UCAGCCACUCAAGGCUUUCCCCGCGGGGCUAUAAGCUGUUAUUUGUUUUUCAAUACUAUACCUGAAGAGAAGAAAGCUUGCGGAAAUGGCUUCCACAACAUAUGCACCCGCCUAUAGCAGCCUUAUAUGCACAACCAGAGUGGUUUCCCUCAUGGGUUUACCCCUUUUUCCAUUGAUGAAACCAGAAAAUGGUCGCUCUCGCUCCCCCGGACUUCUUAGAGCUGGCACUUCCACAGUUUUUAAAAGUGGAUCCUACUCAGCUUCCAAUAAAUCAAAAACACUCUUUCCUCCAAGAUGUAGUUUAGAUUCAAGUGGGAGUAAAGAUGAAUCCUCCAACAAAGAUAAGACACCGUUUGGAUAUACCAGAAAGGAUGUUCUAUUAAUUGGACUUGGAGUCACGGCUGCCGGGUAUGGCCUAAAGGGUGGACUGGAGUUCCUCGGUGUUGAUUCUUUACAAGCUGGAAAUGUAGUUCAGCUGGUCCUGGUCUUGGGCCUAACAGUUGGAUGGAUUUCAACAUACAUCUUCAGGGUUUCGAAUAAGGAAAUGACCUAUGCUCAACAAUUAAGGGACUAUGAGAGCAAAGUCAUGGAGAAACGACUGGAAAGCUUAACAGAAGCGGAGCUACAAGUAUUGCUUGAACAGGUUGAGGAAGAGAAGCAAAGUCUAGCUAAGGGCGAUCAAGUCUAGUGGACACUGUUUUUGCCAUUUUCAUCAUUACGUAAUCUUCUCGAAAAGUUGGUGAAACAAAUGCCUUGCUGAAAGUCGCUGAUAGAUGGCGAAGUAUACUGUAUACUGGAAAUGAAAAGAUUCCUCUUCAGUUGGGAGGCUAUAUGUUGUACAAAUUUAUUAGCAACUUACAAGAUAAGAAGAUCAUGUUUAGAAAUAGAAUAGGAUUCAGUAGAAUCAUGAAAAUGUUUUAGAAUUUAGAAAGAAUGUAAUAAAUGCAAUGGUUAAUGUUUACAUAACAAAUGUUUGUGGGCU